Messenger RNA from Knipowitschia caucasica, 921 nucleotides. NCBI's taxonomy places the organism in Eukaryota, Metazoa, Chordata, Actinopteri, Gobiiformes, Gobiidae. The record is from the annotation of a GenBank genome assembly.
AUGUGGGGACCUCCUGAUCGUGUACCAUGUGGGGACCUGCGGCGCGUGUACCAUGUGGGGACCGUGUACCAUAUUGGGGGUGCUCUUCUGAUUGGGGGUGCUCUUCUGAUUGGGGGUGCUCUUCAGAUUGGGGUGCUCUUCAGAUUGGGGUGCUCUUCAGAUUGGGAUUGGGGUGCUCUUCUGAUUGGGGGUGCUCUUCUGAUUGGGGGUGCUCUUCAGAUUGGGGGUGCUCUUCAGAUUGGGGGUGCUCUUCAGAUUGGGGUGCUCUUCAGAUUGGGGUGCUCUUCAGAUUGGGGUGCUCUUCUGAUUGGGGGUGCUCUUCAGAUUGGGGUGCUCUUCAGAUUGGGGGUGCUCUUCAGAUUGGGGUGCUCUUCAGAUUGGGGGUGCUCUUCAGAUUGGGGGUGCUCUUCAGAUUGGGGUGCUCUUCAGAUUGGGGUGCUCUUCAGAUUGGGGAUUUGGGGUGCUCUUCAGAUUGGGGUGCUCUUCAGAUUGGGGGUACUCUUCAGAUUUGGGGUGCUCUUCAGAUUGGGGGUGCUCUUCAGAUUGGGGUCUUCGAUUGGGGUCUCUUCAGGGGUGCUCUUCAGAUUGGGGGUGCUCUUCAGAUUGGGGUGCUCUUCAGAUUGGGGUGCUCUUCUGAUUGGGGGUGCUCUUCAGAUUGGGGUGCUCUUCAGAUUGGGGUGCUCUUCUGAUUGGGGGUGCUCUUCUGAUUGGGGGUGCUCUUCUGAUUGGGGUGCUCUUCAGAUUGGGGGUGCUCUUCAGAUUGGGGGUGCUCUUCUGAUUGGGGGUGCUCUUCUGAUUGGGGGUGCUCUUCUGAUUGGGGGUGCUCUUCAGAUUGGGGGUGCUCUUCUGAUUGGGGGUGCUCUUCAGAUUGGGGUGCUCUUCAGAUUGGGGGUGCUCUUCAGAUUGGGGGUGCUCUUCUGA